UCGGAAUAAAGACAGAACUACCCUGAAGAGUCUUCCACCAACAGGCCUAUUAGAACUGUUUAAUAUACAAGGGACUAGGAGUUUCUUGAAUAAUUGACAAAGAAGACGCGUUACAAGUCAGGACUCCUACUUUGAUUUAUUCUGAACUACUUUCUAUUGUAUUCAGUUAGACUAAGGCAUCUGAGAGCAAGAUGAAACUGACAGGGAUUUUUCUGCUGUUGAUGCUCUGGAAUUGUGAAGGAAGCAGAGUGGCAGAAAGCGGAGAUGAUAACAGCGUAUACGACCUAUUCGAACUUGCGCGAGUCCACAAGAGGCACAAUGGAGUGAGCUUGGUGAAAGGCGCAGAUCCGUACAGCCCCGCGUACAAGAUCCUCAACGCAGACCUGAUCCCCCAGGUGCCAGACGCCUCCUUCAGGGACCUCAUAGAUUCCAUUCAAGCCGAGAGGGGAUUUAUUUUACUCGUCAACUUCAAGCAGUCAAAGAAAACCAGAGGCAGUCUUCUGACAAUUGAGAAGAAUGACGGCACUGGACCAAUUUUCGAAAUCAUUUCCAACGGCAAAGCGAACACUUUGGACGUGGUUUAUUCCACCAUGAAUCAGCAACAGGUUGUGUCUAUCGAGGAUGCCGAUUUGGCCACCGGACAAUGGAAGAAUAUCACGUUGUUCAUCCAGGACGAUCGUGCGCAACUUUUUGUUGGCUGCGAAGAUAUUAAUAUUUCGGAGAUGGACGUGCCAAUCUACAAGGUCCUCUCUCCCGAGGUCGCCGAUGUUGCCCGUUUGAGGAUCGGAAAAGGAGCAGUCAGAGACAGAUUCAUGGGAGUUCUCCAGAAUGUGCGCUUUGUGUUUGGGACCAACCUGGAAACCGUCCUGCGGAACAAGGGAUGCCAGAGUGGUGCAGUGCUGACUGACGUCAUGACCCUGGACAACCCAGUGAACGGCUCCAGUCCUGCCAUCAGAACUGAAUACACAGGUCACAAGACUAAAGAUCUGCAGUCUGUCUGUGGGUUUUCCUGUGGGUUUUCCUGUGAGGAUCUUGCCGGCAUGUUUAAGGAACUCAAGGGACUCGGCGUGGUCGUCAAGCAGCUGUCGAACGAGCUCCACAGAGUGUCGGAGGAUAGCACUCUCCUCAUGAACCAGAUGAAGAUCCACAGUGGAGUCUGCCUCCACAACGGCAUCGUUCACAAGGACCAGGAGGAGUGGACUGUGGACGGCUGCACUGAGUGCACCUGCCAGAACUCUGCCACCAUUUGCCGCAAGAUCUCCUGCCCUCUGAUCCCGUGCACCAACGCCACCGUGCCUGAUGGGGAGUGCUGCCCUCGCUGUGGAACACCGAGUGACUUUGCUGAAGACGGCUGGUCCCCCUGGUCCCAGUGGACACACUGCUCCGUGUCCUGUGGGCGGGGCAUCCAGCAGCGAGGACGCUCCUGCGACCGCAUCAAUAGCAACUGCGAGGGCACGUCCGUCCAGACAAGAGACUGCUACCCUCAGGAGUGUGACAAACGCUUCAAGCAGGACGGCGGCUGGAGCCACUGGUCCCCCUGGUCCUCCUGCUCGGUCACCUGCGGAGAGGGAGUCGUCACUCGCAUCCGGCUCUGCAACUCCCCCACGCCCCAGAUGGGAGGCAUUGACUGCCAGGGCGAGGGACGCCAGACUGAACCCUGCCAGAAGUCCCCUUGUCCUGUCAACGGAGGCUGGGGACCCUGGUCGCUGUGGGACACCUGCUCCAUCACCUGCGGGGGAGGGGUUCAGAAUCGGAAGCGUCUCUGCACCGACCCCGCCCCUAAAUUUGGAGGAAAAGAUUGUGUUGGUGAUGGCAAGAUGUCCCAAGUGUGCAACAAAGAGGACUGCCCUGUCGAUGGCUGUCUCUCCAACCCCUGCUUUGCUGGGUCCAAGUGCACCAGCUUCCCAGACGGGACGUGGAGAUGUGGGAGGUGCCCCGUGGGCUACACUGGGGACGGCAUCACCUGCAAGGACAUCAACGAGUGCCAGGAAGUUCCUGAUGCCUGCUACGUUCAGAACGGCAUCCACCGCUGUGAGAACACAGAGCCUGGCUACCACUGCCUGCCCUGCCCCGCACGCUACUCUGGCCCUCAGCCCUACGGCAGAGGAGUGGAGCAAGCCACCGCAGAGAAGCAGGUUUGCAUUCCUCGUAACCCUUGCAAGGACGGCAGCCACGACUGCAACAAGAACGCCAACUGCAUCUACCUGGGCGUCUUCUCUGAGACCAUGUUCCGCUGUGAAUGCCGGCCGGGCUACGCAGGGAACGGAUACAUCUGUGGAGAAGACUCGGACCUGGAUGGAUGGCCCAACACGAACCUACUCUGUGUGGAGAACGCCACCUACCACUGCAAGAAGGAUAACUGUCCCAACCUGCCCAACUCUGGACAGGAAGACCACGACAAAGAUGGCCUUGGGGACGCCUGCGACCACGAUGAUGACAACGAUGGGAUUCCUGAUGACAGGGACAACUGCCCCAUGGUGUACAACCCUGCCCAGUAUGAUGCGGACCGCGAUGAUGUCGGUGACCGCUGUGAUAACUGUGUGUUUGAGAGCAACCCUGACCAGAUAGACACGGACAGCAACGGGGAGGGGGAUGCCUGCGCCGUGGACAUCGAUGGGGACGGUAUUCUGAAUGAGAAGGACAACUGUCCCUAUGUGUACAACGUGGAUCAGAGAGACAGUGAUUUUGAUGGCGUCGGAGACCACUGCGACAACUGUCCUCUCGAGCACAACCCUGACCAGAUUGACUCUGACUCGGACCUCGUGGGAGACAAGUGCGACAGCAACCAAGACAUUGACGAGGACGGUCACCAGAACAACUUGGACAACUGUCCCUACAUCCCCAACGCCAACCAGGCCGACCACGACAAAGACGGCAAGGGUGACGCCUGUGACCACGAUGACGACAAUGAUGGCAUUCCUGAUGACAAGGACAACUGCAGGCUGGCCUUCAACCCCGACCAGCUGGACUCUGAUGGGGAUGGUCGUGGUGAUAUUUGCAAAGAUGACUUUGACCAAGACAACGUGCUGGACAUCUAUGAUGUGUGCCCUGAGAACUUUGCCAUCUCGGAAACAGACUUCCGCAGGUUCCAGAUGGUACCUCUGGACCCCAAGGGCACUUCUCAGAUUGACCCCAACUGGGUGGUCCGCCACCAGGGCAAGGAGCUGGUCCAGACGGUCAACUGUGACCCUGGCAUUGCUGUUGGUUACGAUGAGUUCAACGCAGUGGACUUCAGCGGAACCUUCUUCAUAAACACGGACAGAGAUGACGACUAUGCAGGCUUCGUGUUUGGCUACCAGUCCAGCUCCAGGUUCUACACUGCCACCUGGAAGCAGAUCACCCAGACCUACUGGUCCCACACACCCACCAGGGCUCAGGGCUACUCUGGUCUGUCCAUCAAGGUGGUCAACUCCACCACUGGCCCAGGAGAGCACCUGAGGAACGCCCUGUGGCACACUGGAGACACCGCAGGACAGGUGCGUACAUUGUGGCAUGACCCCAAGAACAUCGGCUGGAAGGACUACACUGCCUACAGGUGGCACCUGAUCCACAGGCCCAAGACCGGACUCAUCAGAGUUGUGAUGUAUGAGGGAAAGAGAAUCAUGGCUGAUUCUGGUAAUCUGUACGACAAGACGUACGCAGGUGGAAGACUGGGCCUGUAUGUCUUCUCACAAGAGAUGGUGUACUUCUCAGACCUCAAAUACCAAUGCAGAGAUACAUAAUGGGACCAGAGUGAGGCUCUCAGAAGAAUUUAUGUCUGUUUCAAUAUAAAUAUGUAAUGUUUUCCCUGGGACCAUAUCUAUAUUACUCUUUCCUUGCGAAGUGCACAUUGGUUGAAUGGAGAGCGUGUGAGUAGAGACAAGGUCGGUAGACCUCAGGACUUGGUGAACUGACUGCUGGGUGACAGCUCAACCACUACACCAACAGUAGAUGAAGAAACCGGCAGCUCCCACUCUGCAGAGCUUCACACUCUUGCUUGAGCUGCACAGCUGAGGGCCACAGAUCGCUGUGCACUUCUGAAAUAGCUGCCGAUACCCUCCUCUCCCGAUGCGUGUCCACAGGGGAAAGUAUUUGUCUAUAUUUUUAAAGCAUUUUCUGUAGAUCUGCUGUGGACUCAAAGACUUGUUUCAAUAUGAAGAAAGCAGUGUGAGGAGGGAGAUCUUUAGAUGGCCAGAGAAGGCCACUGAAGGGACCGAGGGACCAUGGACAGGAUGUGGACUGAUGUUACCAUCAGAAAGAGUGAAUGUUAUCUGUGUGUGUGUUGCCCAGGAAGAUACUUUUUAUAGAACUCCCUUUGUCUAGAGGUUGUACACCAUUUUAAGUAAGAUUUACUUUUAUCCCCCAUUCAUCUGGAUUCAUUUUAACCUUGAAUAGGUUUGCAUUGUGGGACUCCCAUAUGACUCUAUCUCAGGACAGGACAAGAACAGCAAGACCCAAAGCCAGUGUUGAAUCUCUUGCAGACAACACUGUAGAGAUACUUUGGGAACAACCGCUUUUACCCCAGAAUAUAAGAAGUGUACAGGGACGUAAACAAAAGGCCAGUCUAUGACCUGCCAUGAGAGGACUCUUGUUAAGGUUGUACAUAAGUUAUUAUUUAUUAUGUUUGUUACCAUCUGAGAGUAUUCACAGGUGAUCCCUAGAUGAGGCUCCCUCAUUCAUCUCUGUCAUACGUAUUUGCAAUCCCGUCCAAGUAACUGGAAUCUUUAAACCAGGGGUCCCUUGAACAGUCCUCUCAUAGCACGGUGGUACCUCUCACUCAAAUCCGAUCAAGACAACAAAUAAACUAAAAGUUACAUUUUAAGAAAUUAUGUUUCUGCACAGUAUGCAUGGCCAGCGUGAUUGAGCAUGUGUGUAUAGUUCUGAAUAGGGAUAGGACAAAGUAAACCCUCUACAUACAAAUAUUACCUCAUUAUUUUUCUGAUUGACACAAACGAGACGAAUAUCUUUUUAGCAGCAGAGUAUUAGUGGUUGGCUUAUUUUGGUUAUUUUUGCACAACUGUAGUGCAAUAAUGUUUUUUGUUUUUUUGCUGUAUAUAAGAUAUUUUUGUAGAAGAAAAUAUUCCCAAAGAAAGUGAUAAAAACACUUAAAUUUGUUGUGCUUGAUGUAUGUCCUGUGCAUUUGUAAUGGAUAAAUUAUUAUGUUUGUUUCAUGUUAAGAGGUCUUCAUGUGUAGAUAUAUGCUAUUUAAGUAAUUUAUCAAGAAACAUGACCCAUGGAAGUGUUUCUGUCUGUAUAAACUUGUUUGCACACUGACAUGAGGAUGUCUUUGGUUUUUGUUUUGUUUUAUACUUUUUUAUAUUAGUGAUGCUUCUAAGAAAAUGUUUACCCUAUUCUUACCCACAACAUGCUGUUUAUACUCCUAUCAUUUAUUUUGUAAUGUCAACUGAACAAUAAAACACAUCAGGUGAAAAUGACUGGUA
This is a messenger RNA of Osmerus eperlanus (European smelt), 5420 nucleotides long. RefSeq names its product thrombospondin-1-like. Gene Ontology annotation, cellular component: extracellular region. The record is from RefSeq and is a predicted model, not a curated record. Gene Ontology annotation, biological process: cell adhesion; negative regulation of angiogenesis. The transcript has 22 exons. Gene Ontology annotation, molecular function: protein binding; calcium ion binding. NCBI's taxonomy places the organism in Eukaryota, Metazoa, Chordata, Actinopteri, Osmeriformes, Osmeridae. Bases 192 to 3722 code for a protein of 1176 amino acids.